Peronospora matthiolae is the source of this 600-nucleotide messenger RNA. NCBI's taxonomy places the organism in Eukaryota, Oomycota, Peronosporomycetes, Peronosporales, Peronosporaceae. The record is from the annotation of a GenBank genome assembly.
AUGAGUGAUGUCGAGACGGUGUUCAACGAAGACUCGCCGCUGUCGCCGUGUGUGUGGACGUAUCCAGUCGUCGAAGCAACAUCUGAAGUAGCACCAACAGGAGCCAAAGACAAAGUAGCAGAAGAAGAAGAAGACGAAGAAGAAGGUCCACUCGCAGCGAAGCUGAAUGCAGCGGCCCCCACGCGGCUCUUCCAGAACAAACCGUCUCGACUCGACCGCAAGCAGCACCUCCCACGCCACGAGCUGCAGCUGUCGCCUGGGUCCCAACUUGAUGUCCUUGCGCAGAUCAGUGAACUCGCUGACGCGCAGUCGCGACCAUCCGUUGCAACAUCGAGACCGACUCGACAGAUGCAGCGUGCGAGCAUAUGGGGCACAGGUACACAAACAGCGAAGCGGUCAUCAGCUGCGGCCUCCAGAAUAGCGGCGAAGAGGCAGAAACAUGCUCCGAAGCAGUCAGCGCGGUCACAGGCCGAGCGGCUUACUGCAGAUAUGCUGGACUGGGAGACUUGCAGCGAGGGCGAGUUAUUUGCACUGGACGAGGAAGAGGAGGCAGAUCUGUGGGUCUACGAAGACAUUCUGGACAGCGAUUUUGAGACGUGA